GCGGCAGCCUUUGCCGUUCUGUUCGUCCAAACCGCGGUGAACCACGCAACCCCGUCCCUGCCUCCGAAGAUGCGGUCUAGCCUGAUACUAUUGGGCUGGCUCUUUUUCGUCUCCGCCCUAGGGGAGCCGAUAAGGACAAAGAAAGAAGCCCCGUUAAGCCCGCCCCCGAGCCAGUACGGUCCACCAGCAACCUCCUAUGGAGUUCCAAGCGUAGGAAGCUCGUACAGCGCGUCGUCUGACUCCUACGGCGCUCCACCAGCGCCAUCUUCGUCCUACGGCGCGCCAUCUUCGUCUUACGGCGCGCCAUCUUCGUCUUACGGAGCACCAGCAGCGCCAUCUUCGUCCUACGGAGCGCCAUCAGGGCCGUCCUCCUCUCACGGCGCGCCCUCGUCAUCAUACGGCGCACCGUCGGGCCCAUCAUCGUCUUACGGAGCACCAUCGGUCCCAUCCUCUUCUUACGGAGCGCCGUCGUCGUCUUACGGGCCACCAUCGUCUAGCUAUGGUGCGCCGUCGGGUCACGGUGGCGACCAAGGUUACAGCAGCGGUGGAUCCUUUGGAGGUGACGACCAUGGUGGACACGGAGGCGGUGGCGGUGGCGAUCAUGGGUCCUUCGGAGGCGAUCAUGGCUCGUUCGGUGGAGGAGACCACCAUGGAGGAGGUGGAGGAGGAUUGUCCUCUUCCUAUGGCCCCCCGUCUCAAUCCUACGGGCCUCCGUCUCAAUCCUACGGACCUCCGUCUCAGUCCUACGGGCCUCCGGCUCAGCCGCAAGGGCGAUUCGAGAAGAAGCUGACGUGGAAAGCCGAGUGGAAGCAAAUCUGGAAGACCGAGCAGAAGUUAACGUGGAAACAGGAGUGGAAAAAAGUCCAGGUGCCCGUGUGGAAGGAAGUCCAGGUCCCGGCUUGGAAGGAGGUCAAGGUACCCGCUUGGAAGAAGGUACAGAAGCCAGUGUGGAAGGAAGUCCAGGUGCCCGUUUGGAAGGAGGUCCAGAUCCCGGCGUGGAAGAAGAUCUGGAAGCCCGUGUGGAAGGAGGUGCAGGUACCAGCGUGGAAGGAAGUCCAGGUCCCCGACUGGAAGAAGAUCUGGGUGCCAGAGUGGAUCAAGGUCGGGAUACCCGGCGAGCAGUACGUCGGCAAGGACCAACACGGCUGGCAGUACACCAGCCACGAUCUCUGGAAGAAGAAACUGAUAUGGAAGCCGGUAUGGAAGAAGGUCUGGCGAACGGAGAAGAAGAAGGUCUGGGUGAGCGACAAGAAGCUGGAGUGGAAGGCCGAGUGGAAGCAGAUAUGGAAGACGGAGAAGAAGCAGGUCUGGGUGUCCGACAAGAAGCUGGUGUGGAAGGAGGAGUCGGUGCAGGUUUGGGUGCCGGAGAAGAAGCAGAUUUGGGUCACGCAGAAGAAGCAGGUCUGGAAGGACGAGUGGAAGAGCAAGUGGGUCCCGGUCUGGAAGGACGUGCAGGUGCCGGCGUGGAAGAAGAUCUGGAAGCCCGUCUGGGAAAAAGUCUGGGUACCCGAGGAGCCCCACCACGACGAGCAUCCUGGUUACAAGUAAAACACCAACCUCGAGUGUGAUCAUUUUCGAUCCUCCUCAUCUAAACGGGCCGGGGUUGGUAUACACGCGAAUCCGAGACAGGGUUCGAUUCACGGGUUUAAAUGUUACUUUUUAAAGAAUAAUGUUUCAUACAAAUUACAGAGGUAUUCACCUGGCACGCGAGCAUGAUGGAACGCAAUGCUUUGUACCUCGGUGAAGUGCUAAGAUUCGGGCUAGCUAAGAUCGACAGACUGCGGAUCUUUGUGCAAGUUCAUAUUUUCACAGAUACAGGAAAAGAACCGAUCCAGAAACAAUAGUCCAAUAGUUCCAAAUAAUAGUUUCCAACAAAAAGUUUCUUUCGCUUUAUUAAUAAGUAACACGCACAAUAUUUGAUGUUUUAUGUUACAUUACUGAAUCGUCCACGACUCGUUUUGCUCCAUUGCUGUUACAACAUGAAUAUCUAUGAAAUUAGAUUGUCUAUUUAUAGAAACACGAUCACAUCAAAUAAUUGAGUGCAACUCGCGAAAGAAACUUUCGGGACAACCUAAUAAUUUUCCAUUCGCACAAACAUCCGCAGUCCAGCGAUCAAUGAUUAUGAUUACCACUACGGUUGAUAAAUAAUACAAUGCACGAUGAAUUAAUCGUACAGUAUAAUCGGGCCCGUUUCGCAGUUAUUGUAUCAUCUACGCGUAAUACAUAAUGAAUGAUAUUCAUCAAUCGGUAAUCAUGACCAAUGAUCGACGAAUUAUCUCUGAAAGAUCGCAAACUGCUGAUUCGCUACCGCAAAGGUAAUUAAUGACGAUCGAUUUGACAAUCGCGAAAGCGAUCGCUGCCCAACUCAUUUGGCGUAGCGGUCGCGGAGGUCGAAGGUCCACUUCGAAAGUCGAGUUCCACUUCGCGACGCAGAAGCAUCUUUUGAGCGAGCCAUGUUCCCUGGGGCAUCGCGAACGAGAACUCGGCUCGGUAGCCGCGAUUACGGUAACGGCGCACCGAGUUUCACGAGUCCGUGGGAAAAGCGAUCGAACGACGUUGGAACCGAUGCGCCACGGAGGAGGUG
Messenger RNA from Hylaeus anthracinus, 2584 nucleotides. RefSeq names its product one cut domain family member 3-like. Lineage: Eukaryota; Metazoa; Arthropoda; Insecta; Hymenoptera; Colletidae. The record is from RefSeq and is a predicted model, not a curated record. The transcript is spliced from 3 exons. Bases 70 to 1548 code for a protein of 492 amino acids.